Messenger RNA from Thyridium curvatum, 1233 nucleotides. RefSeq lists its product as uncharacterized. The coding region runs from base 1 to 1233 and encodes 410 amino acids. The record is from RefSeq and is a predicted model, not a curated record. The transcript has 6 exons. Lineage: Eukaryota; Fungi; Ascomycota; Sordariomycetes; Thyridiales; Thyridiaceae. Gene Ontology annotation, molecular function: O-methyltransferase activity.
AUGGAUCAGGACCUCGCGACCCCCGAGGAGGUGCAGAGCCUCGUGGCGGAGCUGACAGCCGCCGCUCAAAAUUACUCCUCCGCACCUGGAUACGAAGGGCACAUGGCCAGAGCCGAAAUCAUAUCUAGAGCUGAGAACCUGAAAAGAGCUUUGAUCGGUCCAUUCCAGGCCCCUACCUAUCAUGGAUUGAAUAUCGCAGAGCUUGUGGCUAUCCGGACCUUCAUGAAGCUUGGCGUGCUCCAGGCUAUCCCUCAUGAGGGAUCUAUACUUCUGGACGAGCUCUCAGAAGCGACAGGAGUACAAGAAUCUCUACUUGAGCGGAUGGGACGGUUGUUAGUUGUUGCUGGUUUCCUCGGCCAGACUCGAUCUGACGGUCGUGACUUUGCACACACAAAGUUCUCUCGAGGUUACAUCACCACCUCUCCCAGUCCCGGUCAUCUUUUCCAGGUCAUGUACGACGAGUGGUUCAAAAACAUGCACAACUUCGAUGAAUAUGUCGUUACUCAUGGCCCGCGAGAGCCCCAUGACCCGCUCUCUAAUCCUUACACAUCAUACCACAAGCAGGAAGGUACCCCUGUCUGGUCCAUAAUGGAGCAGAACCCGGAAAACAUGCGGGCUUUCCAGAUCAGCAUGGCAGGGCUCGACCCGGAGAUACCAGUGACGGGACAUUUUAAUUUCUCGACGCUUCGAAACAACUCUGAGGAGUCUGAGAAUGGGAUCGUCGAGCUUGUUGACGUCGGAGGAGGCCACGGUGUGGUCCUGAAGAAGAUCCUGGACGCGCAUCCUGAGCUUUCACCAAAGCAUUGCAUCCUGCAGGAUCGUCCAGAGGUGAUUGAGCUAGCCAAAUCAAGUGGAAUAUUGCCAAAGGAGACGACGAUGAUGGCUCAUGACUUUAUGACCACCCAGCCGGUCAAAGGAGCCAAGGCAUACUUCAUGCGUAUGAUCCUUCACGACUACGGUGACAAGGUUGCUACGCAGAUCUUGUCGCGCUUGGUAGAGUCAAUGUCGGCCGAGUCGCGCGUGCUUAUCUGCGAGAUGGUACUUCCUCCGCGGGUGGACCAAGGCACGUUUCCAUAUGCUGUGCUGGAUCAGAUCGUGAUGACCAUGGGCGGGAAGGAGAGGAAGGAGUCAGACUUUGCUAACAUUCUUGAUGCUUCGGGACUCGAGCUGGUUCAUAUCUGGAGGGUGUUUGGGGUGCCCGGGGCUUGCAUUGAAGCUCGGCUCAAGACGUGA